GGUUAUUAUUAAUUCCCAUAAUUUUUUUUCUCGUGUGUUUUUGAUAAGGAAUUAAUAAUAAGGAUAAUUCUCCCACCAUAUACAAUGCAUAUUUAUUUACAUAUAAAAAAUUGAGAAUAUAUGGCGAGUCUACUAGGGAAGCUAAAAUUCUAAACCAAACGAAAAAUCAGUUGGCGUUGUGUGUGACAGUGUUUUUGAGCGAUAGGGGUUCGAGGUAGCAUUUUAGAAGAAACAAGAAAUAAAAACUGAAUUUAUAUUCUUGACAAAGCAAAUUUGAUAUUAAAAUUUGCCGUUUUAUUCUAAAUUAACGGGAAUAUUAGGAAAAAAGUGAUAUCAAAAUGACCACGGUUAAUAUCAAUACACGUAAAAGUCCCAAUGUUCUGAAAAAACAGGGCACAGACCAAUGGGUAAAACUAAAUGUGGGUGGUCAAUAUUUUCUCACAACAAAAACAACACUCUCCCGUGAUCCAAAUUCAUUCUUUUCACGAUUAAUCCAGGAGGACUGUGAUUUAAUAUCAGAUCGGGACGAAACUGGUGCCUAUUUAAUAGACAGAGAUCCAAAAUAUUUUGCACCGGUUCUUAAUUACUUGCGCCAUGGUAAAUUGGUUCUGGAUGGCGUUUCUGAGGAGGGAGUACUGGAAGAGGCUGAAUUUUAUAAUGUAACACAGCUGAUAGCAUUGCUCAAGGAAUGCAUUCACCACAGAGAUCAAAGACCCCAGUCAGAUAAAAAACGCGUGUAUCGUGUACUGCAGUGCCGUGAACAAGAAUUGACACAGAUGAUCUCAACACUUUCUGAUGGCUGGCGAUUUGAGCAACUAAUCAGUGUUGGCACACAGUAUCAAUUAAAUUAUGGUGCAUUUGAUAAUAAUGAAUUCCUUUGUGUUGUUUCCAAGGAGUGCGGCACGACACUUGGGAGAGAACUGGAAUUAAACGACAGAGCAAAAGUACUGCAGCAAAAGGGCUCCCGCAUACUUGGAAUUUAAAACCAAAAAGAAAAACUGAAUCAAAAAUCUACGCGUUUGUAGAAGCAACACAUACACACACCAUACACAAACACCCACAUAUGUAUUACUAUGUUGACUAUCACCAUGCCAGAUCCCGCCACCAAGUUUCCUUAUCCACACACCAGAACGAACACCACUCCUCAAAAAGAGCCUGCCCUCUCUCCAAUUUCGUUUUGUACUACAUUCAACAACAAAAUUAUGACACUAGCAACUAGUAACUUCAAUGAAAGAAAAAAAAAACAAAAACGCAACAAAUAUUGCUACGAUUUCACCCUACCCAACAACAAUAACAAGAGAAGAAAUAAACACCAAAAUGUUAUGGAAACACGCCACAUUAUAAACAAAUUAUUUUUACUUAUAUUCGUUGCAGUAAAACUAGUACUGUCAAAAUCCGUUUACAAUUAACACUGAGUAAAAAAAUCUUUUAUUAUGUAUGUCGAUUUAAAACAAAAAAAAAAAAACGCCCCACUCUUAUGACAGAAUAUCUACAUGGUGGUGUGAUCAGUUUGAAAGGGAAAAAUCGUUAUUUCACAUUUUCAUUGAAACCUACAAAAAUAAAGACACACAAAAAUGCAUACACAAAAUUAAGACUUACCUUACUUAUACUACUACUACUACCACAUACAAAAAAAAAUUAAACAAAAUAGCAACAAAAAGAUGAAAAAUCCAUAAGUGUUUUCGCCGAUGAAAAAAAAAACAAAGGAUUUAAAUAAGAGAAAAUGAAGCAUAAUAAAAUAAAGUAAAAAUGUAAUAAAAAUUGUCCUAGGAUAAUUGCUAUACUCACCACUUUGGCCGUUAAUAAUUGCGGAUAUUUUGAAAUUUAUAUUAUUUACCAUUUGUUUAUUUAUAUAUAAUGUUAAACACCAACAAGCAUCCUCCCCCCCACUUAGAUACCAACCAACAACAACAAUAACUUCUUUACUAAUUUGUAUUAACAAAAAACAUAUACAUACAUACAUAUAUUGAAGAAUUUAUUAAAAUAUUUUUUUUAUUCUCUUUUUACACAACUAAUGUCAUUAUAAAGAUAUAAAAAACUUUCAAUAAAUGGAUGAAAACAUAUUGUGUGCAAAUGCAAA
Molecule: messenger RNA, 2080 nt
Organism: Stomoxys calcitrans (stable fly)
Lineage: Eukaryota; Metazoa; Arthropoda; Insecta; Diptera; Muscidae
Gene: inc
Product: BTB/POZ domain-containing protein KCTD5
Exons: 5
Coding region: 339-983 (214 amino acids)
Biological process (GO): proteasome-mediated ubiquitin-dependent protein catabolic process; protein homooligomerization
Cellular component (GO): cytoplasm; Cul3-RING ubiquitin ligase complex
Molecular function (GO): cullin family protein binding
Source: RefSeq, a predicted model, not a curated record